AUGAAGCGGACGUAUCAGCAAAUGCUCGGUCACCAUGCACCAUACGUGAUGAGCAUGGACGGCAGUGUACAAUACCACAACUUCAAUCAAGGACACCCGUAUUGCUCGCCUCCAGCGCCUCCGCAUCAACCUCUAUUGUUCAGCAGCCCAUUCCCAUCACAGAAUGAAUACGUCUCGGAAGGUUACAUACCAGUCACCGAGUCCAUGUCGUACUUCAUGGCCAACCGUUCCCUCUCCGAACCAUUUAUCCACGAGCCCACGGAGUCAUUUGGCUCAUCGACCAGCGGUGAAUCUUCUUGCAGCGUUUCAAUUGCCCCAGCGACACCACCUCCUCCACCACCGAUGAAGUUUCCCGCGGUACCUAUAACACCAAGCCAUGUUGUUUCGAGACAGAAAGCGAAGCGCACUGCCACUGUGAGUCGACAGCAGAUACCGUGUCAUCUCAAUAGAUCUCCCAUGACUGACAAGGGCGUCUCAUCAGGCUUGCGAAGAAUGCAGAAAGCGAAAACAGAAAUGCGAUGGCGAGACACCUUGCCAAUCUUGCAAGGAACAGAAGCUUGACUGCAAGUAUCGCGAAGUGACCCCUUCAAAGUAAGUCACGACCGCCUUGUCAAGACUCGACAAAUCACGAGGACGCAGCAACUGACUGAACAUGAACGACAGGAAGGAUAGCUCAGUGGAAAGACUCGUCGCCCUCGUCGCAAGCUGCAGCAAGUCAAUGGAGGCACUGAAUACGCGGUUGGACGUCAUGAGCUCCUCUCUCGAAAUCAUCGAGAGGCGCUUGAGCCAUUGCUGGCAGUGUGGUUCUGAUGUAGAAUUGCAGACGGGCUACUGUGAUUCAUGUCGGCGCAAAUCACCAAAAUAUAUGUGA
Lecanosticta acicola is the source of this 871-nucleotide messenger RNA. The record is from the annotation of a GenBank genome assembly. Lineage: Eukaryota; Fungi; Ascomycota; Dothideomycetes; Mycosphaerellales; Mycosphaerellaceae.